Messenger RNA from Astyanax mexicanus (Mexican tetra), 2833 nucleotides. It is a transcript of the gene sgcb, whose product is annotated as sarcoglycan, beta (dystrophin-associated glycoprotein). The record is from RefSeq and is a predicted model, not a curated record. The transcript has 6 exons. Gene Ontology annotation, biological process: muscle organ development. The coding region runs from base 94 to 1035 and encodes 313 amino acids. NCBI's taxonomy places the organism in Eukaryota, Metazoa, Chordata, Actinopteri, Characiformes, Acestrorhamphidae. Gene Ontology annotation, cellular component: sarcolemma; sarcoglycan complex.
UGUGGACGCCCCCCCGCUUGUGUGAGAGAGUGGUUCGGUCCGGUGGUCUCUCGGUCCUGCGGUCCAAACGCAGCUCUGGGAGGGAGGGUGAACAUGGCGUCGGAGCAGGAAAGCUCGAAUGGGCCAGUGAAGAAGUCAAUGCGGGAGAAGGCCAUUGAUAGAAGGACGGCUAAUAAAGAACACAACAGUAACUUUAAGGCUGGAUAUGUUCCCAUAGAAGAGGAGAGACUGCACAAGACAGGACUGAGGGGUCGAAAGGGCAAUAUUGCUGUGUGUGUUAUUGUCCUGCUCUUCCUGCUCGCUCUCAUCAACCUCAUUAUAACUCUGGUGAUAUGGACAGUAAUUCGAAUAGGUCCCAGUGGCUGCGACAGCAUGGAGUUUCAUGAGAGUGGGCUGCUCCGUUUUAAGCAAAAGGCAGAUAUGGGGGUGGUCCACCCACUACACAAGAGCACUGUGGGAGGGAGGAAGGACCAGGACCUUGUCAUAACUGGCAACAACAACCCAGUAGUGUUCCAGCAGGGCAACACAAAGCUCAGUGUUGAGAAAGAUAAGACAUCCAUCACCAGUGACUUAGGUGUUUCAUUCACGGACCCACGCACCCAAACUACAUUCUUUAGCACAGACUUUGACAACCACGAGUUCCACCUGCCCAAACAGGUCAAGGUCCUCAAUGUAAAGAAAGCCUCCACAGAACGGAUCACUAGCAAUGCAUCGUCUGACCUGACAAUCAAAGGAGACGGCAAGGCCAUCAUCAGAGGCAACGAAGGCGUCUUCAUCAUGGGAAAGACAGUAGAGUUCAGGAUGGGUGGUGAUAUUGAGCUCAAGGCUGAGAACAACAUUAUCCUUAACGGCUCUGUGAUGUUCAGUCCAUCCCGUAUUCCAAACACCUCCCUGGGAAGCGAGCUGUACUUCGACGAGGGUCUGGAGAGGUAUAAGCUGUGUAUGUGUGCAGAUGGGACCCUCUUCAGAGUUCAGGUCAAAUAUUCCAACAUGGGCUGUCAAACCUCAAACAACCCCUGUGGAGCAGCUCACUGAGUGAUGGGGGACACCACUGCAAAUUUGCAUACACUCAACACACACAUACCAUACACAGAGACACAAACACACACAUCCCUCCAUACAGCAAAAAUAUAAAGACAAUGCAAGGAAAUAGUUUUUUUUUUUUUUUCAAUUCUAUCAGUUACUAUCAAUUUUUAACUGAGAAAUAAAUUCAGUAAGUAAUCUUAUCUAAAAAAGAAAGCAGUAAAACAGCAAAGAAACAAAAGAAUAUGAUUUUCAUAAGCUGUUGGUAUACUGUAUCCCAUUAAAAUGGCUCAUUCUAAAGGUGCCCUGUUGUAUUUGACAUUAAAAUGUGUGUUAUUUGUUAAACAAAAUCCAAUAUUUAACUUUAACUAUGAGAAAUGACAAAUCAGCUCUAUUAUUCACAGCGAGCAGCUUACGAUGAGUUUCAUCCACAGACAGAACACUAAGAAAUACUCAUAUGUACUGACAGACCUUUCCGCCUUAUGGUGUGUGUUAAUCACAGACACACACACAACUUUGCUGUUUCUGAAACUGGCACAUACACAUGUACAUUUUAAUUCCUCAUAACCAUAAACCUCGUCAUACACAAACUCUCCUCUUUUUAUUAUGUAAUGAUUUGGCCAAAGAGCUCUUUGUGUUUUAUCAAUAAAGAUAUCGUUGUUAGAUUGUGGUUACGAAAUCAAAAAUCAGAAGACAUUGUAGAGUCACCACAUUUUGUUGGGAGAAAGCUGAAAAAUCAAGAAGCUCAUGUUUUUUGUAAAAAGAUAUCAUGCUUAAUAUGAGCAGUUAACCUUAAAGUAAAUAAAAGGUCAAUAUAUUUUUACAGACCUCGAGAGGUUUGACCUUUAGCUUUCACUCUGUGCAGAACGUUGUUUUGUUUUAUAUAUUUUUUUUUUAAUGAAGGAUACAUGAUAUUUAUAUCUUGGGCAGUAUUACAAUGGUUUUAACCAAGCCUUAUAUUUUUUCAGACAUAGUUUAGCCUAAAUUUUAGUUCAAGGACAAGAACAUUUUCUCAAGGACUGUUUUAAACAUCUAAAAUGUCUGGACAUACUUUAUCUUGUAUCAAGUAGGAUGUCGGAUUUGCAAUAUCAAUUAAAUCUGCACUGUGUUCCACAGUAUGAAAGAAUCAGAAGAGCAGAAGUUGUUAUGGGUGUAUUUUUGAACGGAUUAUAGUAUUCAAAGUGGUCUUGUUACCACUGUAGAGAUUUUAACACAUUUAUUGCAAUGCUUUGUUGACUUAAUGUGCUUCAUAUAACUGUUUGUGUCAUUAUGACUUCAAAACAAUCUAACCAAAUAUUGUUUUUCAGGUUUUUAAUAGAAAACUUUAAUAAGCAUGGCUAAGCAUCUCCGUCCUGAAACUCUGAAAGGUCAAUGGCCGAUCGCCUUUAACACUGAUGUUUCAUAUAUAUAUUUGAAGUGUGUUGAGUUAAAAGUGCCAAACUAAUUUAAAGUGUUACAGAUUGCCAUUUUAGAUUCUCAAAUUACCAUUUUGUGCUGAAAAUCAGGCAUGAAUGCAAUUCAGUUUGAUGAUGGAGUUUUUGUCAGCCGAUAUGAAGGUGUGAUUUAAAUAAUAUUUUUUGAUAAGAUAAAAGCAAAAAAUAGGAUGAUAUAUUUGAGUUGUUUGUUACUGUGUGCAAUAUAAUGUUUAAUCACUCAUAUGAGUCCCAGUGUUCAUGUUUGGUAUUUAUUUGAACUUUUGUUUUAUAUCUUGUUGAAGUUCUGAAGUGUUCAUAUGGUGGUCAUACUGCAUUUUUACUAAUGGACAUUAAAUCUGCAUCACCUUUAUAUCAUUUGAUUUAUCUUAUUUUGA